Scleropages formosus (Asian bonytongue) is the source of this 2847-nucleotide messenger RNA. It is a transcript of the gene ttc16, whose product is annotated as tetratricopeptide repeat domain 16. The transcript has 18 exons. The coding region runs from base 1 to 2847 and encodes 948 amino acids. Gene Ontology annotation, cellular component: extracellular matrix. The record is from RefSeq and is a predicted model, not a curated record. Lineage: Eukaryota; Metazoa; Chordata; Actinopteri; Osteoglossiformes; Osteoglossidae. Gene Ontology annotation, biological process: extracellular matrix organization.
AUGAGAAUCUGUUGGAGUGCACAGUGUACAGAGGCAAGCCUGGUGCUGCUGGGGGUCUUGACUCUUUCGCUGUCUCUGGGAAACAUCUCAACCAGAGGACAGGAGGAGGGCGUGGCCUCCAACAGUCUUGAGGAUGAGUCAGAAGUGACCACGUACUGGUGGGGUGAAUGGGCCAAAUGGACGGCCUGCACUCGCACCUGUGGCGGAGGAGUCAUGUUCCAGGAGAGGCACUGCCUGAAGCAAAGGAAGAAAGCAGCUGUUGGAAAGGACAAUGUGACUUGUAAUGGCACUGCGAAGAAAUACCUUCUUUGUAACACCAAGGACUGUCCAGCUUCUGGGCGGAGCUUCAGAGAGGAGCAGUGCUGGUCGUUCAACUCGCAGGUUUACAAUGGGAGGAGCUACCACUGGAAGCCCCUUUAUCCAGAUGACUAUGUCCAUAUCUCCAGCAACCCCUGUGAUCUGCACUGCACUACACCAGAUGGCCAAAGGCAGCUGAUGGUGCCCGCCCGUGAUGGAACAUCUUGCAAAUAUAGCAACUACAGAGGCGUCUGUGUCAACGGCAGGUGUGAGCCUAUUGGGUGUGAUGGCGUUCUCUUCUCAUCUCACACCCUGGACAAAUGUGGUGUGUGCCAAGGGAAUGGCAGCAGCUGCAGCAGGGUCACAGGAAACUACAGGCGGGGUACAUCCAGCUUAGGCUACACUUUCAUCACACAAAUCCCAGAAGGCUCUUGGGACAUCCAGAUCAUCGAAAGAAGGAAAUCUGCUGACAUUUUGGCUGUGACAGACCAAGCCGGGAACUUCUUCUUCAACGGCGCAUAUAAAGUGGACCGACCGCAAAACUUCCAGGCUGCUGGGACGAUAUUCAAGUAUCGGCGGCCUAUGGAUGUGUACGAGACCGGAAUUGAGUACAUUGUGGCCAAGGGGCCCAUUAAUCAGCCCAUCAAUGUUCUGGUAUGGAACCAGAAUGGCCGCACACCCUACAUCACCUACGAGUACACAGUGAUGCGAGACCCCUUCUCUACUCCUCCUCUGCCUCUGCUCCACUCAGAGACAGCAGAGAAUGGAGACACUGGCGCCAUCUCUCCAGGUGUGGGGCGUCACAAUGAGAACAUGUCUGACCCCGAGCAGAACCAUAUCCUGAGGGAUAAGUCCAACAUAGAAGCAGCGGGAAGCCAGAAAGGUCAGGAAACCAAUGAGGUGUAUGAGGACACAGCUGGAAUGGUCUGUGAGCAAGACGCCCCAACGCCAUGUCAAUACACAGAGAGGAACGGCACCCAGUCCGGUGGUGCUCCGGGGCCCGUGUUCCCUGCAGGCCGUGGACCGUCCGAGGAUGUCCCGGGCUCUGAGAACUUGAUCUGGAGUGUGCUGCUUGGGGAGCGCAUUGGCUCAGAGGAGUUGCUCAUAAACCUCUCCACCAACCACCUGCUGGGCCAAGAAAAUGUGUUCUCCUCAGAGACAGAGCCUUUGGACCUCGACUAUGCCAGUCUGGAGCAUGAUGCCUCACAUCACCUCAACAGCUCACUCCAGGAACUCAGCAUCGGCCGCCAUCAAAACGAGACUGGAGACUUUGUCUUUCCCAACCGGACAGCGCUACCGGCUCAUAAGGGUGGUACUCGGACUAACCGGACCAGGAAUCACCAGAAGGCAUCCCAGAAGAACCUCAGGCUGAGCCCAGCAGACAUGUACCGCUGGAAGCUGUCAUCCCAGGAGCCGUGUAGCAUGACCUGCUCCAUUGGUGUGGCAAAGUCUUUUGCCAUGUGUGUGCGAUAUGAUGGAGUGGAGGUAGAUGACACUUAUUGCGAUGCCCUGACCCGUCCCGAACCAGUUCACGACUUCUGCAUUGGCAGGGAGUGCCAACCCAGGUGGGAGGCAAGCAGCUGGAGUGAAUGUUCUCGGACCUGCGGUGAGGGCUUCCAGUUCAGGAUGGUUCGCUGCUGGAAGAUGCUGUCCCCUGGCCUGGACAGCUCUGUGUACAGUGACCUCUGCACCCUGGCUGAGCUGGAGCGUCCCCCUGAACGCCGGCCCUGCAGGAGUCCUGCCUGUGGCCCCCAGUGGGAGGUGGCUGAGUGGUCUGAGUGCCCAGCGAAGUGUGGCAGCAGAGGACAGGUGACAAGGGAAGUUCGGUGCUCCGAUGAGAUGAGUUCAUGUGACGUGUCCAGCCGCCCACCAUCCUCCAGGAACUGCACGGGUCCACCGUGCGAGCGGCACUGGAGCGUGUCCGAGUGGGGUCCGUGCUCCGGGUCGUGCGGACAAGGGACGAUGGUGCGGUAUGUGUACUGCAAGACCCCUGAUGGACGGGUGGUCCCUGAGUCCCAGUGUGACCCUGAGAACAAACCGCUUGCUAUCCAUCCGUGUGGAGAGAGGGACUGUCCCCCACACUGGCUGGCCCAGGACUGGGAGAGGUGCAACACCACGUGCGGACGUGGCUUGAGGCGAAGGGUCGUGCUUUGUGUCGGCAUCACCGGGGGGAAGUUUCAGACCUUUGGAGAGGAAGAGUGUGAUGCCAGCAACAGGCCAGUUGAUGAGGACACCUGCUUCGAGAGGCCCUGUUUCAAAUGGUACACCACACCAUGGUCAGAGUGUACCAAGACCUGUGGGGUAGGGGUGCGCAUGAGAGAUGUGAAAUGCUACCAGGGGCGAGAGAUUGUUCGAGGUUGCGACCCCUUGACCAAACCUGUUGCAAAGCAGACCUGUGCUCUGCAGCCCUGUCCCACAGAGCCCCCAGAUGAGAACUGCCAGGACCGCCCCACUACCAAUUGCUCCCUGGCCCUGAAGGUGAACUUGUGUAGCCACUGGUACUACAGUAAAGCCUGCUGCCACUCCUGCAGGGCUUCCCGCUCCUCCUAG